Molecule: messenger RNA, 2814 nt
Organism: Phragmites australis (common reed)
Lineage: Eukaryota; Viridiplantae; Streptophyta; Magnoliopsida; Poales; Poaceae
Exons: 15
Coding region: 134-2494 (786 amino acids)
Molecular function (GO): nucleic acid binding
Source: RefSeq, a predicted model, not a curated record
UUAUACGAGUUAGUUAUUAAAGCGUCUUAAAAUUAUGUAAUAUUUCCACGGCGAAAAGCCCACACUUGCAUUAUCCGUUACCACUCUUCCAUUCCGCAAAACCCCCGUCUCGCCUUCCUCUACCGCUCCGGCCAUGGAAGCCUUCGCCGCCGCCGCCGUAUUCGCGGGCUCCAGCACCGCCGCGCGCCCCUUCAUCCUCCGCCGCCGCUGCCGCGGUGGUGCCCCGCGCUCCGGCGCUGGCCGAGUGCGCCUCCUCCGGGCGCCGCCGCCGCGCGCCGGUGGCGACGAAGGGGAGCUGCCCCCACUCGACAAGUGGGACAUGAUGGAGCUCGAUUUCGGCCGGUUUCUCGGAGAGGACCCCAAGCUUACCCUCGCAAAGAUUCUACUUAAGAAGUCAGACCCAGAUGCCUCAUCCUUCGACGUAGAGAAACUAAUUUUCACAAAAAAGGACAAGCUAGAUAAUAUUUUGAGGGAGUUCAUGGAUGCUAAUAAGGACAAGGCUUCCAAAACACCAGAAGGUGGAUCCCCAACAAUAAGCAAGCUAAACGAAGGCAAUAAUCCUUUGAAUAUUUCAAGACCUGUGAUGGGCAAACCGAAGCAAGAUGGGCCUCCUUUGAAUUUACUGCGACCAGCAGGAAGCAAGCCAAAGCAAGAUGAGUGUUCUCUGACUCAGUUGCGAUCAGUAGGAAGCAAAGGAAAGGAAGAUAAUCCUUCAUUAACAUUGUUGCGUCCAGUUGGGAGCAAACCAAAAGUACAGGGCAAGCUGGUGCAAGAUAGUUGGCCUAGCAAAGAGAGUUUAGUUUCUGCAACAGAAUUGAGUGAGGUGGGGCGCAUCUCAAGAGCUAGCAAUGUGGAUGUCACUUUGCAGAAACCCACAGUGCAUCAGAGUGAGGAUGAUGAUUUGAAGUCAAAGCUGAAAAUGAAGCCAAAUAUUAACCUGAAAAUGAGGAAAGAUAUGAAUGAGGACUUAACAGACAUUUCUCUUCUUCAAAAGCCAGAUAUUGCAAAAGAUACCACUAAUACAGACCAGGACCAUGCCUCUGCUGGAUCCACAUUGAUUUCUGCUGGAGAGGAUAACAGUGAACAUGAGCCUCAAAUAAAUGGUCCUGGUGAAAAAUCAGUGGUUGACAGGGUUCAUGAAUCAUCUGAGCUUGAUGAUGAUUCUAGUGUAGGACUACAGCCAUACGGUCAAAGUUUCAUUGAGGAAAUAGAUACUUCUGCUAAUCCAGUUGACAACCAAUCAGCUACCAGCAACAAUUUCUCAAUGCAAGCUUUCUUGCAAGGAAAACCUAAAAGGGAAGACCUAUCUGUUGAAAUAUUUCCAUCUCAAGUAGAUGCUGAAAAGAUGAAUGCUACUGAUGAUAACAAAAGUUAUGUUGAUGACAGGGGAAAUGUCUUGCCAUCAAAAUUAGAGGAUAUCACCGAGAGUGACUGGACAAGGUUAGAGCGUUAUGCAAGUACUGGAGAAAAGGUUGAGGUGGAGCUGAUAAACUGCACCGCGAAGGGAUUUGUUGUGUCACUUGACUCGCUGAUAGGUUUCUUACCAUAUCGUAAUCUUGCUACAAAAUGGAAAUUCUUAGCUUUUGAGACUUGGUUAAGAAGGAAGGGUGGUGAUCCUUCCUUGUACAAGCAGAAUCUGGGAUUAGAGGAUGGUUUAGUGGUUCAUGACGGAAGUAUAGAAUCAGAAUCUAGCUCGGUCUCAGAAGUUGCUGGUCAGGAUCAAGGAUCUCUACCAUCUAAGCCGAAGUUUGAAGAUCUUCUUCGGACAUACAACCUAGAGAAAUCCAUGUUCUUAUCUUCAUUUAUUGGUCAAAGACUCCGGGUAUCAGUUGUCCUGGCUGACAGAAAUUCCAAGAGGAUAUUUUUCUCUAUGAAACCAAAAGAAAGUGAAGAGUUGAUUCAGAAAAAGAAAACUCUGAUGGCUAGGCUUAAUGUUGGAGAUAUUGUUCAAUGCACAAUCAAGCGAUUGGUUUACUAUGGGAUAUUUGUUGAGGUCGAAGGGGUUCCUGCAUUGAUUCAGCAGUGGGAGGUGUCAUGGGAUGAUACCUUAGAUCCAGCAGUUUCUUACAAAAUUGGUCAGGUUGUGGUUGCUAGAGUUAUUCAACUGGACUUUACUAAUAACCGUAUCUUUUUGUCGCUUAAAGAUGUAAAGCCAAAUCAAUCAGUAGGAGCUUUAGAAGCAGUCAUUGGUGAGGAUUUAUCACUUGGUGGAGCUCUUGAACCUGUACAAGCAAAUUUCGAGUGGCCUGAGGUAGAUGCCCUUAUCGAAGAGAUGCAAAAAAUAGAGGGUGUAAGAGAUGUUUAUAAAGGACGAUUCUUCCAAAGCCCAGGAUUAGCUCCAACCUUUCAAGUAUACAUGGCACUGGUGGUAGGUCACAAAUACAAGCUCCUCGCACGGUAUGGAAACAAUAUGCAAGAGGUGAUGGUGGAGGCAUCAUUGGACAAAGAACAGCUGAAAGAGGCAAUUUUGAUGUGCACAAAUAGGGUUAGCUGAUUAGCUAGGAUCUCCAUGCUGCGCGUUGGACGGGACCAGUUUCUCGAGGUUGUUUGAGAGCAUUUUGAUUUUUUUUUUCUUGGGGUGCAAAGCAUAGGUUUGUGGAGAAAUACUGUGGCUGAUUAGAGUUGCAUUCUUUUAGCAUAUUUUGCCUAGUGCUGCCUUGGCUGCGUUUAAGUUGUAGGCUCCCCUGUGCCCUCCCCUGAUCAUACAAGUUCGGAGGAUCACUCAGAGGAGUAGCAUUUACUGGACCAUGCUUGCUAUCCCUUCUCGGCUGGAUGCACAAAUUAUAGCAAAUGAGCCGAGCACAGUUGCACUCA